GUAAUCGUGCUUCCUGUCACUAGCUUUGCGCUACUUCAGGUUACGGCUGUUCCUGGCCCUCUGCUCCGUCGUUGAGCUGCACUCAACUAGACGGUUCCUCUUCUGGUCGCCUUUACAGCUGUCUUCCCUUUCGGCUUCCCUGAGAAGCACCGAAGAAAUGAUUGUAGUGAGUCGAUAAUUUGACCAUUGUAUUUUUUAAGCACUUGUAACAACUUGAAAGUGAGCGGAACUGUUGGGUCGUCACCAUGAGAAGUAGGAGCAACUCGGGCGUUAAACUGGACAACUAUGCCCGGAUAGUGCACCAAACUAUCCUGAAACACCAAGAUCCAGUAACGGGUCUUCUGCCAGGCAGCCCAGAUCAGCCAGACGCCUGGAUCAGGGACAAUGUUUACAGCAUUGUGUCAGUGUGGGCCCUCAGUCUUGCCUACCGGAAAAACGCUGACAGGGAUGAAGACAAGGCCAAGGCCUACGAACUGGAGCAGAGUGUAGUAAAGCUAAUGAGAGGUGUCCUGCAGUGCAUAAUGAGGCAGCUGGAUAAGGUGGAGAAGUUUAAAUAUAGCAGAAGUACUUCAGACGCGCUUCAUGCCAAGUACAACACCAGGACCUGUGCUACUGUUGUUGGAGACGACCAGUGGGGUCAUCUACAGGUUGAUGCCACCUCACUCUUCCUGCUGUUCCUCGCUCAGAUGACUGCUUCUGGACUUCAUAUUAUCUACACCCAGGAUGAAGUGGACAUAGUUCAGAAUCUCAUGUUCUACAUUGAGGCAACUUACAAAGUGGCAGAUUAUGGGAUGUGGGAAAGAGGAGACAAAACCAACCAGGGCAUAACUGAGAUUAACGCCAGCUCUAUAGGCAUGGCCAAGGCAUCUCUGGAGGCAUUGGAUGAACUCAACCUGUUUGGAGCAAAAGGAGGGCCUGGAUCUGUGGUCCAUGCUUUGGCUGAUGACAUACAGCACUGCCAGUCCAUCCUGACCUCCAUGUUACCCAGAGCAUCCAUGUCUAAAGAGGUGGAUGCCGGAGUCCUGGCCAUCAUCUCAUACCCUGCUUUUGCUGUCGAGGACAUGAGCAUAGUCAACGUGACCAAGGAGGAGAUCAUCUCUAAACUGCAGGGUCGAUAUGGCUGCUGCAGGUUUCUCAGAGACGGACACAAAACACCUAAAGAGGAUCCAAACAGACUGUAUUAUGAGUCUGCGGAGCUGAAGCUGUUUGAGAACAUUGAAUGUGAGUGGCCGCUGUUCUGGACCUACCUCAUACUGGAUGGCAUUUUUAUCAACAGCCUUGAACAGGUGCAAGAGUAUCAGGAGGCCCUGGAGGGCAUCUUGAUCAAACGCGAAGAUGGGAUAAGACUGGUGCCAGAGCUUUACAGUGUCCCUGCAGAUAAGGUGGAGGAGGAGUAUAUGAACCCUCACUCUGUGGAAAGGAUUCCUAUGGGCAAAUGUCCUCUCAAAUGGGGACAGUCUCUGUACAUCCUAGGAAACCUUUUAAGUGAGGGUUUUCUAGCCCCCGGAGAGAUUGACCCUCUGAACCGGCGUUUCUCCACCAUCCCCAAGCCUGAUGUGGUCGUACAGGUGUCAAUCCUUGCAGAGACUGAGGAGAUUAAAGAGCUGCUGAUGAAGAAUGGUAUCGAUGUGGAAACGGUUGCUGACAUCCAUCCCAUCCACGUCCAGCCCUCCAGAGUCCUGAGCCACAUCUACGCCAGACUUGGUCGUAACCCAAGGCUGGGUCUCACUGGGCGGCCCUACAGGAGAAUCGGAGUGCUGGGAACCUCAAAGUUCUACAUCAUCAGGAACGCCAUCUUCUCAUUCACACCUCAGUUCAUCGACCACCAGCAGUUCUACAUGGCGUUGGACAACAAAAUGAUCGUGGAGAUGCUGAGGACAGAGAUCGCCUACCUCUCAUCCAGAUGGAGAAUGACUGGACGACCCACUGUCACUUUUCCCAUUUCACAGUCUAUGCUCACCGAAGACCACACAAACCUGGACCCCGCAGUCUUAGCAACACUGAGGAAGCUACAGGAUGGAUAUUAUGGAGGUGCAAGGAUUCAGACGGGGAAGCUGUCAGAGUUCUUUACCACUUCCUGUUUUGCUCACCUCAGUUUCCUGGAUAAAGGUCCUGGCACCAAGGGCCAGCAUGAAGAUGCUGAUGAUGGGAGUAGCGGCGAUGGUUACGUGUAUGAGUUGCGUCAUGAUGAUGAGGCUGAUGACCUCGCUCAGUACCUGGAUCACCUCUUGGCCCACGCUGCUCCCAAGAAGCCCAAACGGCAGGUCAUGGCCCUGGGCAGAUUCAAGGCUGUGGCCACCAAAACCAAGGAGAUGGUGUCUCUUAUGAACAAAGCUCAGGACCUCAACAUCCAAAAUAUUAACAUGUACCUGCCAAACAAGCUGUUUCGCUCUUCUCAGCCAUCACUCAACCUCCACCUUCCAGAUUCGUCUGCACCACAGCAAACCCAGACCCCAGAGAUGGCAGUCGCACAAGACAGCGGCAUCCCCAGAGAUGCGAGUGGAGCUAUUGAUUACAGUGCCUUGGCUCAGCUGCUAAAAGACACACAGAAUCUCCAUGACCAGGCUGACAUCCUUUAUGUCCUCUUCAAAGACAUGGGAAUGGACUGGGACACCCAGCUGCACGGUAAAGGCUCCACAGUCAAAUCUCUGCUGACUGACCUUUAUGAGAAGGCAGGCGAACUCAAAAACUGGGGCGUGAUCCGGAUGAUCUCUGGCAUGUUGAAGAAGAAGGUGGAGGAGCUCGACUCGGCCUGCUCCGAUUUGCUGGCGCACCAGAAGCACCUGACGGUGGGUCUACCCCCUGAACCCAGAGAGAAAACCAUCACUGCUCCGAUACCUCCAGACCAGCUGGCUGCUCUCAUCGACGAGGCCAGUGGAGACAACAUCACCGUGGCCGUACUGACUCAGGAGCUCAUGGUCUACCUGGCUAUGAGUAUUAGGACACAGCCGAGUCUGUUCAGUGAGAUGUUCAGGCUCCGUAUCGGUCUCAUCAUCCAGGUCAUGGCCACUGAGCUGGCCCAUUCACUCAGCUGUUCAGGAGAGGAGGCGACAGAGAGUCUGAUGAGUAUGAGUCCAUCAGAACUGAAGAACCUUCUCCACCACAUCCUCAGCGGGAAGGAGUUUGGAGUACAGCGCAGUGUGCGAGAGACGGAUGCCAGUCCUGCCAUCUCCAUUCAUCAUCUGGGCAAUGUUGGCGCCACCAAGAGCGAGAGAGCUGGCAUCAGCAGACUGAAGAGCGAAAUGAAGAUGCUGGAACACAGAUUGUCUUUGAUGGAUCCGAGUAAGGUGAUGAUGGUGCAAACAUUGGCGGAGCACAGGUUGUCCUUGACGGAUCCAUUUAAGGAACCAAGGUUGUCAUUGACAGAUCCAGUUAUGGAGAUGGACCGCAGGAUGUCUUUGCUUGACUCAGUUAAGCUCGACCCGUCACUGACCUCUCCUCACAAGACCAUGCGAUCUCCAUCACUGGAAGUAGAAAACAUCGGAUUUGCGAAAUACAAACUGCCUUCCAUGGAAUCUGUGGACAUUCCAGAAUCCAUUCCGAGUGUCACGGAUACCAGACACGGCCAGUGGCUGCGCAGGAGACGUCUGGACGGAGCGCUGAACAGAGUCCCUGUCGGAUUCUACCGGAAAGUUUGGAAGAUCCUGCAGAAGUGUCAUGGCCUGUCCAUAGAAGGGUUUGUCCUUCCUUCUUCAACCACCAGAGAGAUGACCCCAGGAGAAAUCAAAUUCUCUGUCCACGUGGAGACUGUCUUGAACCGUGUGCCUCAGCCUGAGUACCGACAGCUGCUGGUCGAAGCCAUCCUGGUCCUCACCAUGCUGGCGGACGUAGAGAUCCAGAGUAUUGGCUCCAUCAUCCACGUGGAGAAGAUCGUCCAUCUCGCCAAUGACAUGUUCUACAAGGAUCAGAUGGACCUGGGAGCAGACGAGGAGAUCCUAGAGAUGGACCCGUCCACCGGCGUGUGCAGGCUGCUGUAUGACAGCGCCCCCAGUGGCCGCUUUGGGAGCAUGACUUACCUCACCAAGGCUGUGGCAGUGUACGUGCAAGACUUCCUGCCCAGCGGCUCAUGCGCUGUGCAGUGAGGGGACGUGAUGAGAAUCUAGAGAAGAAGUAAAACCGCUGGUAGAAAAUGAUAAAGCUCAGUCACACAACAUUUUUACAUUAAAGUAACCUUGAAUUAACUUGUUCUUAUAUUGUCACUGUGUGCAGUGGGGUAUGGCUGAAACAAGUGAGCCUGGAUGUUACACUAGGUUUGCAUUCUCACUUUCAGCUCCCCCAGGUAAUGUCUUGAGAAUCUCAGAGUUCCAGUGCAUGUCUGAAAAGGGCUUAUGAGACUGGUAUUGAUCUUCUCAUCUAACUCUCAACAAGAAAGUGAGUGUGUGUAUUUAAAUGUUGAACUUGUCACAUAAAUAGGUUUUAUCACUGCGAGUGUGAGAUGGUACAGAAACUAUUAAAACUGUUGCCCACAAGUAAAUUUGUAGGUUAUAGCUGUGGAAUAGCUGUCUGAUCAAACUUUAACAUCCUCAGUGUUUCACCCCUUGUUUGGGGACUAUCUUCAGCUGCGGAUUAAUGCACAUUUGGUGCACCGGGAAGGUGUAUGUGGGAUUGAGUCAAAAUACACUACAGCGCAUGUGUUCAUCUACAUGUCACACAGUGCAACAGUGUGGCUCAUUGAUGAGUUUUGAUCAUUUGUGGAAAUCAGUCGAUCUCUAUGGCCCACAAAAAUAAGAUACAUCAGGCUUUGCUUACGCACACAAUAACUGCACUUUAAGGAUCAAUUCAUUGUUGCUUUUGCUAUUUUGUGAGAUUCAUGGACAAUAACAAAAAUAUAAUGGUGCGUAUCCUCUUAAGUCAAAGAUUCUUUUCUGUCCUCAACACAUUAGUCAGUGUCAAUUGUAAUGUAACAUUUAGAAUGUAUUAAUUAAACCAGUGGAAUUGAAUGUUUUCACCCUGACACUCAAAUGGUUUAGUUUUCCUACAACUGAGUGACCACUGACAUGAACUUUCAACUCAGUUUACACACAGCUGUUAAACCAAAUUAACUUUAGAGACUGAAAAACAAGCAUUUUCUCAUGUGUAUGCUGUAUAAUGUAUAAAAUAAUGAUGCAAAUUACAUAAUCUGUAUUUUAAGAGCUAAAAUAGAUGUAUCUUAAAGAGGACACAGGUUAUUUUGAAUGCCUUAACAUUGUUACACUUCUAAUAAUAUGACUGGAUAUGUGCGAGUGAAGCUAUAGGAAUGUUUUAUUUUUAACUAUGCAAAACUAGCCUUAGAAAUUGUGCAGUAAUAAAAGGUACCUCAUUUUCAACAUUAACACAUUGUUCAGUAUGUAGUUACUUAGUAGUGAAUGCAUUGCAGUGAUUUCUAAGUCACCAUAUUAUGUGCAGUUUAGAUUUUUGCCCUCUAAAAGGGGAAAUGCCUUAAUUUACUGCUGUAAUAGAGAACUGUAAUUUUGGUUAUUUUAGUAUAAUUACAGUAACAGUCAGCUGUUUACUCACAUCUGCUGUUUUACAUUGGUUUAGAUGCAUUUCACCGUCAGCAGUUAGAUGUACAAGUGUUUGACUUAUUCACUGAGUAGUGCAUUCGGAGAUAAGGAGAAUAAAUUGAAGGUAACUCAACAGCAGUUGGUGUUAAAGGUGUGUUGCUUCUUGCUUAAAUACACAACAACCAGCUACUGUUACUGUGUCAUAUCCACCACACUCCACAUGAACUACAAACGACACAGAGUCAGAGUUUAAAAAAGAUUUUCAUGUUACUUCAUAACAGCAUCCACUGAACAGAACAGUUGUUGAGCUUUUGAUAUUUAUCUAAAAACCUGAUAGCUUUUUUUUUUUCUGGAGCUUUCAGCUCUUCUCGCUGGCUCUCCGUUUUCCAGACCUUUUAGCCGAAGAACACAAUAUUCAGUUUUCAUGGAACCGGAUCUGUUGCCAUACAAGUUGAGAAGCUGUUAUGAUUUCUUGAUCUUGCAGGCUUAAAGAAGGCUGGUUGAAAGCUCCAGAAAAAAACUAGUAAAUUAUCAGAUAUUUGUUGGAUGUUAUCAUGCACUAACGUGCCAAUCUGUGUUAAUAAAUACUUGUCAUAAUCCCUCAUUUAUUUGUUCUUUGAAAUGUUGACAAUAUCUGUUCUUUUAAUUGUGGAAACUAGUUGUUUUGAAUGUGUUAACUCUACAGAGCUCUAAAUAUAUGUAUAAUAUAUGAAGUGGAGCAUUGAACUUUGACUAAAGUAUCCAGCAGAUGGCGCUACAUCUAUACAGACUGAUUAGAGUGUCAUAACUUCAAGGCUUCAGGUCAGGGCCUUUUGUAACAUUGUCAACAUCUUAUCUGGUGUAUGAAGUGAUUUUAAAACAAUAAAAUAUAGUGGAUGUCUUCACGGCACAGUUAGUGACAGAUAUGCUUUG
Molecule: messenger RNA, 6395 nt
Organism: Monopterus albus (swamp eel)
Lineage: Eukaryota; Metazoa; Chordata; Actinopteri; Synbranchiformes; Synbranchidae
Gene: phka1a
Product: phosphorylase kinase, alpha 1a (muscle)
Exons: 36
Coding region: 246-4082 (1278 amino acids)
Biological process (GO): glycogen metabolic process
Cellular component (GO): phosphorylase kinase complex
Molecular function (GO): calmodulin binding
Source: RefSeq, a predicted model, not a curated record